This is a messenger RNA of Callorhinchus milii (elephant shark), 6569 nucleotides long. RefSeq names its product low density lipoprotein receptor-related protein 6 (gene lrp6). Gene Ontology annotation, molecular function: Wnt-protein binding; Wnt receptor activity. The transcript has 23 exons. Gene Ontology annotation, biological process: Wnt signaling pathway involved in somitogenesis; canonical Wnt signaling pathway; chemical synaptic transmission. Bases 31 to 4860 code for a protein of 1609 amino acids. Lineage: Eukaryota; Metazoa; Chordata; Chondrichthyes; Chimaeriformes; Callorhinchidae. The record is from RefSeq and is a predicted model, not a curated record.
GGGAGGGAGGGUGGAGGGGGGGGUUUGGAAAUGGGGACCGUCCUGUGGAAUUUGCUGUUGUGCAGCGUUUGCUCGUCGAUCAGGGGUGCACCAUUGUUACUGUUUGCAAAUCGGCGAGACUUGAGGCUGGUAAAUGCUGCCGCUGGCAAGACUAAUGCCACCGUGGUUGUUGCUGGCCUGGAAGAUGCGGCAGCAGUGGAUUUUAUAUUUUCAGAAGAGCUCAUAUAUUGGACCGACGUGAGUGAAGAAGCGAUUAAACUGAUUUUUCUAAACCAAACGGGAAACACUCAGAAUGUAGUCAUAUCAGGACUGGUCUCGCCCGAUGGACUGGCCUGUGAUUGGCUGGGGAAAAAGUUGUAUUGGACAGACUCCGAAACCAAUCGGAUUGAAGUUGCUAAUUUAGACGGUUCAUUACGCAAAGUGUUAUUUUGGCAAGACCUGGACCAACCUCGAGCGAUUACGUUGGAUCCAGCAAGGGGAUAUAUGUAUUGGACAGAUUGGGGAGAAGUGCCAAAGAUAGAACGAGCUGGGAUGGAUGGUACGACACGAUCUGUCAUCAUUGACAACAACAUUUAUUGGCCAAAUGGACUGACUUUGGAUUACGAGGAUGAAAAACUAUACUGGGCAGAUGCUAAACUGAGUUUCAUUCACCGUUCAGACUUCGAUGGAACCUUCCGGCAAGUGGUGGUCGAGGGUUCACUUCCACAUCCGUUUGCUUUAACAUUGUUUGGGGACACCUUAUACUGGACAGACUGGAACACUCAUUCUAUCCACGCUUGCAAUAAAUACACUGGACAAGAACGCCGGGAGGUACACAGCAACAUUUUUUCUCCUAUGGACAUUCAUGUCUUUAACCAGCAGAGGCAACCAAAUGCAACAAACCCAUGUGGAACCAGUAAUGGUGGCUGCUCCCAUUUGUGCCUGAUGUCUCCAAUCAAACCGUUUUAUCGAUGUGCCUGCCCAACUGGUGUCCAACUGCUAAAAGAUGGGACGACGUGCAAAGAUGGUGCCUCUGAGUUACUGUUGUUGGCCCGACGGACCGAUUUAAGACGGAUAUCCUUGGAUACGCCCGAUUUCACAGAUGUCGUCUUGCAGCUGGAUGAUAUCCGCCAUGCAAUCGCAAUUGAUUAUGAUCCAGUGGAAGGAUAUAUAUACUGGACCGACGACGAGGUGCGUGCCAUCAGGCGGUCGUACUUGGACGGGUCGGCAAGCCAAUUCGUUGUGACAUCUCAGAUCAACCAUCCCGAUGGCAUUGCGGUGGAUUGGGUGGCAAGGAACCUUUACUGGACGGACACUGGCACUGAUCGCAUCGAAGUAACUAGGCUGAACGGCACCAUGCGUAAAAUUCUAAUUUCUGAGGAUCUUGAUGAACCACGGGCAAUUGUGCUUGAUCCAAUGUCUGGGUACAUGUAUUGGACAGAUUGGGGCGAGAUUCCAAAGAUAGAACGCGCUAGUUUAGACGGAACAGACCGGGUUGUCCUUGUUAACACUUCACUGGGUUGGCCAAAUGGUUUAGCCUUGGACUACGAGGAGAGAAAAAUGUACUGGGGAGAUGCCAAAACUGAUAAAAUAGAGGUAAUGAAUUGUGAUGGCACCGGCAGACAUGUCCUGGUUGAAGACAAGUUACCUCACAUAUUUGGUUUCACUCUUUUGGGUGACUACAUUUACUGGACAGAUUGGCAGCGACGGAGCAUUGAGAGAGUCCAAAAGAGAUCUGCUGAACGAGAGAUCAUCAUCGACCAGCUCCCUGAUUUGAUGGGCCUAAAAGCCACAGGUGUCCAUCGGAUCUUGGGUACCAAUCCUUGUGCAGAUGAUAAUGGUGGAUGCAGUCAUCUGUGCUUGUACAGGCCUCAAGGCGUGCGAUGUGCCUGCCCAAUAGGCUUGGAGCUCAUCAGAGACAUGAAAACAUGCAUUGUACCAGAAGCUUUCCUCCUCUUCUCUCGGAGAGCAGACAUCAGAAGGAUCUCACUAGAAACGAACAACAACAAUGUGGCUAUUCCACUAACUGGGGUAAAGGAAGCCUCUGCUCUGGAUUUCGAUGUGACUGACAACCGGAUUUACUGGACGGAUAUUAGCCUGAAGACCAUUAGCAGGGCGUUCAUGAAUGGCAGUGCUCUGGAGCAUGUUGUAGAGUUCGGACUCGAUUACCCGGAAGGUAUGGCAGUGGACUGGCUGGGAAAGAACCUGUACUGGGCUGACACUGGAACCAAUCGUAUUGAAGUUGCAAGGUUGGAUGGACAGCACAGGCAAGUGCUGGUGUGGAAGGACCUGGACAGUCCCAGAGCAUUGGCACUGGAUCCUGCUGAAGGUUUCAUGUAUUGGACUGAAUGGGGUGGCAAACCAAAAAUAGACAGAGCUGCCAUGGAUGGGACUGGACGCAUCACCUUGGUGCCAAACGUUGGCAGAGCAAAUGGACUAACUAUUGACUAUGCAGAGCGAAGGCUUUACUGGACAGACUUGGAUACGAGUCUGAUUGAAUCCUCAAAUAUGUUGGGUCUUGACCGUGAAGUUAUUGCAGAUGAUUUGCCUCAUCCUUUCGGAUUGACCCAGUACCAGGAUUACAUUUAUUGGACAGACUGGAGCCGGCGAAGCAUUGAACGGGCAAACAAAACCAGUGGCCAGAAUCGCACAAUCAUUCAGGGCCAUUUGGAUUAUGUUAUGGAUAUCCUUGUGUUCCAUUCUUCCAGGCAAGGUGGCUGGAAUGAGUGCGCCUCAAGCAAUGGGCAUUGCUCUCACUUGUGCUUGGCCGUGCCAAAUGUUGGCUAUGUUUGUGGAUGCCCUGCUCACUUCUAUCUGAACACAGACAACAAAACCUGCAGCCCUCCAACUUCGUUUCUGCUGUUCAGCCAAAAAAACGCAAUUAAUCGGAUGGUUAUCGACGAACAGCAGAGCCCUGACAUCAUUCUUCCAAUCCACAGUCUGAGGAAUGUUAGGGCCAUCGACUAUGACCCUGUACAUAAGCAUCUGUACUGGAUCGAUUCACGUCAAAAUGUUAUCAGACGAGCGCAGGAGGAUGGAACUGAGAGUUUCACAGUUGUGACCAGCACUAUCCCCAACCAAAACUUGGAUAUGCAGCCUUAUGAUCUCAGCAUUGACGUCUACAGCCGUUAUAUCUACUGGACCUGUGAAGCCACCAAUGUUAUAAAUGUCACACGGUUGGAUGGUAAACCGAUAGGUGUGGUCCUAAGGGGAGAACAAGACAAGCCCAGGGCAAUUAUCGUAAAUCCAGAGAGAGGGUACAUGUACUUCACUAACCUUCAAGAUCGAUCCCCACGAAUCGAGCGGGCUGCAUUGGAUGGCACGGAGCGCGAGGUCCUGUUCUUCAGUGGAUUGAGUAAACCAGUCGCUCUUGCAAUCGAUAACAAGAUUGGGAAACUCUUCUGGGCAGACUCUGACCUCCGUCGUAUUGAAAGCAGUGACCUAUCAGGCGCAAAUCGAAUUGUUCUGGAAGAUGCGAAUAUCCUGCAGCCAGUUGGUUUGACCGUGUUUGGAAGCCACUUGUACUGGAUUGACAGACAGCAGCAGAUGAUUGAGAGGAUCGAGAAGAUGAACGGCAACAGUCGCACUAAGAUUCAAGCACGCAUUGCCCAGCUGAGUGACAUUCAUGCUGUGAAAGACCUUGACCUGGAGGAAUUUGCGGAACAUCCCUGCACUCAGGAUAAUGGUGGCUGCUCCCACAUUUGCAUUGUAAAGGGAGAUGGUACUACACGCUGUUCGUGCCCUGUUCACCUUGUCCUACUUCAAGAUGAGCUAUCUUGUGGAGAGCCACCGACCUGUGCUCCAGAUCAUUUCACCUGCGCCACUGGAGAGAUAGAUUGCAUCCCCUUGGCCUGGCGCUGUGACGGGUAUCCUGAAUGUGACGAUCAAAGUGAUGAACAAAACUGCCCAGUGUGCUCAGACAGUCAAUUCCAGUGCGCCAGUGGACAGUGUAUAGAGGUUGCCUUCAGGUGCAAUGGAGAGACGAAUUGUCAAGACCAGUCUGAUGAACAGAAAUGCGAAGUUCUGUGCCCUGUGGACCAGUUCCGUUGUGCCAAUGGCCAGUGCAUUGCCAAACAUAAAAAAUGCGAUCAUAACAAUGACUGCACUGAUAAUUCGGAUGAAGUUGCUUGCUAUCCAACAGAGGAGCCGACGCCUCAGCCCACAAACACCAUCGGUUCAAUUAUCGGUGUGAUUCUCUCAGUGUUUGUGAUCGGAGCUAUGUACUUCAUUUGCCAGCGUGUACUGUGCCCGCGGAUGAAAGGCGAUGGAGAGACUAUGACAAAUGAUUUUGUUGUGCACGGAUCUGCUUCAGUGCCUCUGGGCUAUGUACCGCAUACUAACUCCCUCCCAGGAUCACUGCAAGGUAUGUCCCGUGGCAAGUCAGUGAUGAGCUCUUUGAGCAUUAUGGGCGGAAGCAGUGGGCCUCCCUAUGACCGAGCUCAUGUUACCGGUGCCUCUUCCAGCAGCUCCUCCAGCACAAAAGGCACUUACUUUCCUCCUAUGCUGAAUCCUCCACCUUCGCCAGCUACAGAGCGUUCACAUUACACCAUGGAAUUUGGUUACUCGUCAAACAGUCCUUCCACUCACAGGUCAUACAGCUACAGACCUUAUGCUUAUCGAAAUUUUGCUCCACCCACAACACCCUGCAGUACUGACGUUUGUGACAGUGACUACACUCCUGGGAGGAGGAUGGCCAUGACGAAAUGCUACAGUGAUCUGAACUAUGACUCUGAGCCUUUCCCUCCACCCCCUACUCCGCGCAGUCAGUACUUGUCUGCCGAGGAGAACUAUGAAAGUUGCCCUCCAUCUCCAUACACUGAACGGAGUUAUUCACACCAUCUUUAUCCACCCCCUCCCUCCCCAUGUACAGACUCCUCCUGAGCUCCGGAUAACCAUCUUCGCCUAUUGUAAAUAAUUGUGGAUAUCAAAAGACUGCACAAAAGAGUGAAGAUAUGUAUGGAUAUGUACAGUGAAAAUAAAUGGGGUAUUGAGGGGGAGGGGGGAAUAGCUUCAAACGACUUGUACAGUAGAGAGAAUAUUUAUAUAUUUUCUAAACAGCACCUGCUGGUUGUGCCAUAAAAAUUGUAAAAAUUUGUACAAAAAAAAAGCUUUUUCACAUUCAAACAAAAUGCCUUAACCCAGGGAAGCAACUAUACCUAAGAAGAAGACAAAAAAAAGUAACAAAAGAAGGCAAUGAGCACACACUUUGCAAUGGGCGCACGGACUGCUGGAUUAAUUUUUACAAGACCAGUGCUUGAAGAAAAUCUCACUGCAUUUCGACAAAGAAAACAUAGUGUCAACAGCCUGCAGGUUACACCGAGAGGAAAUCAGCUGCACAGCACAUUUCUUAAAGUGGAGAAGAGUUUGUUUGGAUUUUGUUUCUUGAGCCUUUAGAAGGAAAAACAAUUUUUAGCAGCGCUUCCUCAGUUGAAAAGGAUGGAGCAUACAGCCACAUGCUGAGAUUCUUCUGAUACUUGCACCGGCGGUGUGUGCAGUUUCACAGUGAAGCCAGCAUCAACUACUCUGCAGCUUCCAAAGCUGACUGAUGCCAUGUGCGAUCAACCCACAAUACAACACCCUUGUUGCACAGGGGAGGAAGAUAAAUUACCUUGGCUUUUAGCCUCUGGAAUGGAACCAUCACUAUUCAAGAGUAAUAUGAAAACAAAUGGUGGGGAAGCAUUUAUGACUCUAAUAUUUGACCAAGUCCAGAAGCCGUGCCUGAUCCUUUUUAAUUCUUACUCAAUAAGCUUUUAACUUCAGUGCCCAGAAAUGUUCUAGUUGUAUUUUUAUAUCACAUAUGUGUAGAUAACCUAUUUAUGAGCUAUAAAAUAACCUUGUAUUAGAUCUUCUGUAAAGCCUAUCCAUAUAUCCUUGCAGUACUUUCAUGUAUAGUUUUAUUAUUACACUUUAUGCCUCAUUUUAUUUUUCUAUAAAACAUAAGUAUAAGGGUAAUGACAAUCUCAGAUUUUUUUAAAAAAAAGACAAGACAUCCAGAUGAGUUUAUUUUCUGUUUUUUCUUCCCAUCAGUUAAGGUACUUUUCCAGAAUUCAGAAAUCAGCUUUAUAUUCUGCAUUGUUAAAAACAAAUAUGUGACAUUUUGUAGCCAAGACUGAAUGCUUUGUCAUGGUCCAUUAUCAUUUAGCUGACUUGAGUCGAAUUGAUCUCAACAUUGCAUCCUUUUUAAGAUAUUGUUUCUGAUACUCAUUUAUUUAAUAUAGGCAGAAAUAUUUUCCACCAGAAAUAAAUUGUUCAAAAAUAUGCUCUCAAAAUAUGGAAUGACCUGUACAUGAGAAUUUUUGUUUGCUGUCCGUGUGGUACCAGGAGCUAUAAGUUGUAUCUAUCUGUGCAUAUUUCUGUAUGAUUGCGUGCCAAAUCCUGUUACCAAACAGCCUAUGGUGGUGUGCACCUAAAGCAAAUCACUUAGUUUGGAAUGAAGGAUCUUGUUUGGAAGUGAAGGAUCUGGUGCUGCUGAAUGCAUUAGCUGUAAACCUCCAAAUGUACUUUUCCAGCUGUCAAUUGGGGCUUGACAAUUAUACCAAGUACCAUGAUCAAAUGCCCCUUCCCCUCUCUUUUUCUCUCUCUCCCCCCCG